GGCUCUCCAGGCUCCCCGACGCCUCCUGUUUGCCGCGGCCGCGCCAUCCCGCUCUGUCCUGCCAGUCCCGGGCGUCCCUGCCAUGCGCCCAGGCUAGUGCGCACAGGGCGCAGCGCCGAACCCGGCCGCGCCCUCCGCCCGCUCCAGCCACCAGCUCCCGCCGCCGGCAUGCUGCGCCCGCUGCUGCUCGCGGCGUUCUGCCUGGCCGGCCGGCUCGGGACCACCCGCGGCUGCCAGCUGCCCUCCGAGUGGAGACCCCUGAGCGAGGGCUGCCGCGCGGAGCUGGCCGAGAUCAUCGUGUACGCCAAGGUGCUGGCGCUGCACCAGGAGGUGCACGGCCUGUACAACUACCUGCCAUGGCAGUACGAGGCCAGCGACGCGGGGCUCUUCUACUCGGCCGAGAUCGAGAUGCUGUGCGACCAGGCGUGGGGCAGCAUGCUCGAGGUGCCCGCAGGCUCCAGACUCAACCUCACCGGCCUGGGCUACUUCUCAUGUCACUCCCACACCGUGGUCCAGGACUACUCCUAUUUCUUCUUCCUCAGGAUGGAUGAGAAUUACAAUCUCUUGCCUCACGGAGUCAAUUUCCAGGAUGCCAUCUUUCCGGACACUCAAGAGAACCGAAGGAUGUUUUCCAGUCUUUUCCAGUUUUCGAACUGUUCUCAGGGGCAGCAACUGGCAACUUUUUCCAGCGACUGGGAGAUCCAGGAAGACAAUAGGCUCAUGUGUUCAUCAGUGCAGAAGGCUCUGUUUGAGGAGGAGGACCAUGUCAAGAAGCUGCAGCAGAAGGUGGCCACUCUGGAGAAGCGGAACAAGCAGCUUCGGGAUCGGGUGAAGAAGGUCAAGAGGUCAUUAAGGCAGGCACGGAAGAAUGGUCGACACCUGGAGCUGGUGAACCAGAAGCUCAGUGAGAAGUUAGCAGCUGCAGCAGGUGCCCUCCCACACAUUAAUGCCCUGGGGCAGGAGCCACCAGGUGCCACGUACCUGCGGGGGUAACAGCGCUUGAGUAGUGGUCUUGCCUGGCUCUGCUGGAACAUGUUGCCUCUUGCCAGGGAUUGUAAAGUAAUGGUAGGUUUUAAUGUGCACAUGGGUCAAAAAGUCUUGUAGAUGUUUUAAAUAUGCAUUUGGUAGUGUCUAGUUACUUGAAUGGGCAAGUUUU
Molecule: messenger RNA, 1156 nt
Organism: Lontra canadensis (Northern American river otter)
Lineage: Eukaryota; Metazoa; Chordata; Mammalia; Carnivora; Mustelidae
Gene: CCDC3
Product: coiled-coil domain containing 3
Exons: 3
Coding region: 169-993 (274 amino acids)
Biological process (GO): negative regulation of gene expression
Cellular component (GO): extracellular region
Source: RefSeq, a predicted model, not a curated record